UAUAUAUCAACCUGUGAACUUGCUUCCAAAUUCAUUACAAUAGAAGUAUGUUGCAGAAUAAAGUGAAUACAUUGUGAUUUUGAUUACAGCUACAAAUUUUACAGGAAUUGACUACUUAUAGCAGAAAAUUUUUACCUCUCAAAAGGAUCACAAAUUCACUGAAGAAAUGUAACCCAAUCUGUCAUCUAUAUUGGGUAUUCCCUGACCAAAAAAAAAAAAAAAAAAAAAAAAAAAAGAAGAGAAAAUUUAAAAAAUGGCCAACAGUACAAUGUCAUCCAUCAUUGGUAUGACGAAUGAAACAGUUCCAGGGUACGUCAUUGCUGGAAAUGACACACUGACCAAUUUGACCACUACAGUAGCCACUCCAUCUGGUGACCAGGCUCACAUCAUAGUGGCACUAGUUAUUUACACUUACUUGGGACCUAUAAUAUGUGCAAUAGGAAUGCUGUUCAACAUUAUAAACUUUGCUGUUCUAAUGCAGCACCAACUGAAGGAGUCCCCAUACACGUAUCUCACAGGACUAGCUAUGGUUGAUUUUUCUGCACUGACUCUUUCCUUCAUCUACAUGGUCAUCUCCCACAAAACACCUGGGGUGAAAUUCUGGAGAUAUUUUGAUGCUUAUAUUUUCCUCCCAUUUGUUAAUGUAUGUACAUCUUCUAGUGUUUGGAUAAUUGUCCUGUUGACAAUAGAAAGGUUCCUCUUUGUCAGACACCCACUCUGGGCCAAAGCUAAAUGUGACCGAGCAAGUGCUAAAGUCAAGAACCUUGCCAUAGUUGGAAUGGCUCUGGUGUUCAACAUCCCUCGAUUCUUGGUUUUCGAAGUCGUUGAGAGUAAACCUGGAUACUGGAAGUUGGAGCAUACACCUUUUCGCAAGAGUAAGAACUUUUUUGGAAUUAAUUGGGUCUACAGUAUCACUGUUCAGAUUAUCCCUCUUACCAUUCUCCUGUUUGCUAAUACAUAUCUUGUGUAUGCUGUUAUGAGAGCUAGGAAGCAGAGAGAGGAGCUUCAAAUUCGCAACAACAAGGAAGCGACAUGGUAUCGGGAUCAGGUUCGUCUUACCAUCACAUUGAUCAGCAUUGUAUGUCUAUUCAUAAUCUGUAUUUUACCCUCCGCAUUCUCAGACUUUCCUAUUGCAUACUUUUUCUUUGGAGGAGAAAAAACAGAACAGCAGUUUCGCACAUCCGAUUUUUACCUCAUUCUCCAAUAUGUUGCUAACCUCUUGGUGUGGUGCAACCUAUCUCUGAAUUUUGUUCUGUACUGCUCCUUUAAUGAAAAGUUCCGCAGAGUGAUGCGUCACAUGGUCAAGAGAUGGCUGGAGUUAAGCUGCAUCAAGCAAUCUUACAGACCCUUCAAAGUCAGCUUUAACAUCAACGGCAUUACCAGACAUAACAGCAGCCAGACAAAUAGCUUAACACAACAAACCAAAUGUUCCAUGAGCAUGGGGCCACAUGAAAUUCUCAAACUAGAAAAGGCUGAUUACUCAGCUAGUCAGACCACAGCACUGUUUGACAAAAGUGAAGCUGAUAACUAAACUUGACAGUGAACACAAAAACUGAGGAAGUCUCUCGUUGGCAUACGUACAAGACUCAAAAUCAAACAAUGCUAAAUGUCACUGCUUAAGCCUUUGCAUUGACUCUUUCUUUGAAAAAUCAGAUCUUAUAAUGCUUAUGAUCUUUUUUCACUUCAUUCAGGGAAUUUGACUGCUUCUCAAAAUUUAAGAAUAUAUUAUAAUAAAUAAAUUAUACAUAUAUCUAUUUAUUUAACAUUACAAGGUUUACAAAUUACAAUCAAAAGAGACUAAGUUUCAGUAAAUAGGGCAUUUCAUUUACCCCCAUUUACUAUGUAGAUCAAUGUACUACUCAUUGUACAGUUGAUAUGUAUAUAUUAAAUACAUGUUUUUUUGUCCUCUCAUUCAUGUGAUAUUUUAUUAAAUUUUAUUUCUGUACCAAAUGCACACAAUACUGCAGAGAAUCUAUUGUUUGCAGAUUUAAUUUGGCUUAUUUGAUUUUUGAAAUACUUUUCAAACUAUGCUUUAUAGGUGUUUUUUUUUAGUUAUGUUCAGAAACCACUGGAAUAAUCCCUUUUGCAUUUAAAAUACUGCUAAAUUAUCAGUUGACUCGGAAAUAUUUGAUAGAAAAAGUGGUAAUGCAUUUUCAUGAUUGUGCUAAAUAAUAUCCAUCCAAAGUUUAAACAGGGUAAAUUUUGAAAAUUCUUAAAUAAGUACACAUAAGCAGUCAUUUAUACUCUAGCUGUUUUGAAUUCAACAGUUCUUUUUACCACUCAUUACACAUAUUUUUUUUCAAAAACAAAACUGCACAUGUUUGUUAUGCAUUAUAUAAUGACAAUUCCAGCCUUGUAACAAAUCAAUUGCCAACUUUCAAUGUCCAUUAAAAUUUAAGCAUGUCGAUCCAUUAUUUGAAAAGCUAUAUUUGUAAGAAAUUUAACAGUCUUUACAUAUACUGAAUUUCUUGUCAAAAUACUGAGGUGUUUCAAACUGUUGUCAUAUAUAAUUCUAAAUACUAUUUAUAAAAGACUCCUAUAUUUGGUAUCAAGAAUUCUUAUUACUAGAUCAGUGUAAUUCUAGCAUUGCUGUCAUCAACAUUUACCUCUAUAUAAAUAAUCAGUUUUGUGAUUAAUAUGUGCUCUUCUUGUUACUUUGUUGUGAAAAUUCAUAUGUAUAUCCCGGUAUGUCAAAAUGAAUAAAAAAGAUAUCCUUGUUAUCAA
Messenger RNA from Saccostrea echinata, 2724 nucleotides. RefSeq names its product FMRFamide receptor-like. The transcript has 2 exons. The record is from RefSeq and is a predicted model, not a curated record. Bases 254 to 1531 code for a protein of 425 amino acids. Gene Ontology annotation, molecular function: G protein-coupled receptor activity. Lineage: Eukaryota; Metazoa; Mollusca; Bivalvia; Ostreida; Ostreidae. Gene Ontology annotation, cellular component: membrane. Gene Ontology annotation, biological process: G protein-coupled receptor signaling pathway.